GACGAUGCGGCCGGUGCUGGAGUUCUGGGAGACGAUACGGCCGGUGCUGGAGUUCUGGCAGACGAUGCGGCCGGUGCAGGAGCUCUAGACGACGAUACGGCCGGUGCUGGAGUUCUGGGAGACGAUGCGGCCGGUGCUGGAGUUCUGGGAGACGAUGCGGCCGGUGCAGGAGCUCUGGACGACGAUACGGCCGGUGCUGGAGUUCUGGGAGACGAUGCGGCCGGUGCAGGAGCUCUGGACGACGAUGCGGCUAGUGCUGGAGUUCUGGGAGACGAUGCGGCCGGUGUAGGAGCUCUGGACGACGAUGCGGC
Molecule: messenger RNA, 311 nt
Organism: Penicillium egyptiacum
Lineage: Eukaryota; Fungi; Ascomycota; Eurotiomycetes; Eurotiales; Aspergillaceae
Source: the annotation of a GenBank genome assembly